AUGCCAAUGACGCGCCAAAGAACUGGCAGCGACACAUCCUCUGUGAACUGGCGUGCAGACGCACUGGAUGUUGGAGAGUACCUGGCAGCAGAGACUGCUGCAAAGAAGGGCAAGACAUCAGUCGACUCCAUUGUGGCUUUGGUACAAGCUGAAAGGGAACGGUGGGAUGAGGAGAAAGAGGCUUUGGAAGCCAAUGUGGAGGACCUGAAGGAGAAGUUACGAUCAAUGCAGGCCGCACGCAGUCCGGAUGCGGAGAAACAGGCAUUAAAGCGAGAGCACCAGGAGCUGCGAAAGGCAAUGAAGGCACGAAGUCGAUUUGGAGCUUGGGUUUGCGAGCGACACAUGAAGGAAAGCGAGGAUGAGGAGACAGAUGCAGAAAAGGAGGAGCUGCGCCGGCAGAUCUCGGAGCUGUUUGUCAGACUCCGUGCCGCGAAGGUGGCUGUCGGCGCGGCCUCCAGUGAGUCGGAUUUCUCACCUGCCAGAAGGUGCCCUGGGCCGAUAAUUCGUCGCAGGCAGUGA
Molecule: messenger RNA, 519 nt
Organism: Symbiodinium pilosum
Lineage: Eukaryota; Dinophyceae; Suessiales; Symbiodiniaceae
Source: the annotation of a GenBank genome assembly